UACAACCUCGGUUGCAAGAUCCUCUCUGAAAGUCAAAUCCAAGAUGAAGGAUCCACAGUUUUCAAUAAUGGCAGACCACCCCAUUAAUUUUGAGAACCCAUUAAUUUGACUUUGAAAUGGAUCAUCAAACAUCUCUCAGCGUAUGGCGUAGCAGAAUCUCUUGAACUAGGAGAGAGAGUGGUUAAAAAUGCAAACAACGUUUCUACAUUGUCGAGUACGAGAUAACGCAAUGGAGGUUUCUGACAGCUCAAAAGUGCUAUGCAUUCGCAUGGUAUUGUUUUCAAUCUAUGUUUUGGCUGGAGCUGCCGUUUUUCAAGCAAUUGAAAGCCAGGAACAACUCCAAGAGAUAAGAAGCCAUCGAGAUACAAGGAAAGAAAUUUUGCAGAAAUACAACAUCACUGCAAUCGAUGCCGACCGAUGGAUGGAAACGUUUCCGUCGACUGUCCUGGGAAAUGAGGGUUUUCUGGAAUGGAAUUUUGGAAAUUCUUUCCUUUUCGCGAUGGUAGUACUAACUACAAUAGGCUACGGUAACAUUGUACCCAAGACAGUGCAAGGUCGUCUAUUUUGUGUCGUCUACGCUUUAUUCGGAAUCCCUGGGACGUGUUUAACUCUCAAAGCCGUCGGAGACAAGAUCGCGGAAAUAUUCACAAGACUCGUUACAACCUUUGAGCAACGUCUUCUAAAACGACCACACCCUCGACAUGUUGAGCUGAAAGUAGCGUCCAUGACAAUUUUUUUAACCGUUAUUCUCCUGUUACCACUGAUGUCUCUUAUAGUGAAAGUGAGACAUCAGGAAUGGACUUUCAUCGAUAGUUUUUAUUUCACGUUUAUAACGCUGAGUACGAUUGGAUUUGGGGAUCUUUUGCCGCAGUUUAACAAGGAUGCCGACUACAUUCUUGUGCUCCUAGCGUUUGUGGGUCUUGCCUUCGUCUCUAGCAUUUUCUGUUCAAUGAACACAGUUCUUGAGCAGUAUGGGGUGAGUGCGCGCGUGGUGCAGUCUUUGCGCGAGAAACGCAGAGACGAGGAAAUGUCCACCGUGGACGAAGGCGCAGAUUUAGACAAGAAGGAUAAAUCUCUGUGCGAUUCAAAUGGCUUCAAAGAUGGCGCUGUAAUGGGGAACGACAAGCAUGUUCUUCAAAACGAUAAUACCGAGAACGAAGAAAAUGGUGACUUGGAAUUAAAACCGCUUUCUAAUCGAAAUAGUUUGAUCAUAGAUGAGGAGGGCAAAAUGGCAAAUCGACGAAAAAGAGGAAGUACCGUCAGUUUAGGAAUAUUCCAAUGCUAAGUGUUUAUAUUACCGCAACAAAAAUUGUAGGAUUAUAUGCAAUGAAUUCGAAAUUUUCACGUGGCGAAGCUGCAAGGUAGUUUCCUGCACGUUUUUGAAUAUUUUAUCGACCCUGCAGAAAAAAUGUUCAAACUGAUGAAAUACACAUCUGAUUAGAUGAAACAUUACAAUGUUUCAGCCAGUUGGGCCCGAUUGGCAAGGUUUCCUCAAGCAGAUAGGAGCUUUUAAUCAUUCAAUUACAGUCUUUAUGAAAUCUCGAUAUAACAAUGAGCCAUUUUUAGUUGUGCACUUAGUUGCCAAGCUUUUGAUUUGGAGUGAGGCUGAAGGUGGCCUUGUUGUGAUGGAGACCAGUAUCUAGUUAGCAUAAUAACGAGGUAAUUUACAUUUGAAAAGCAGCAAGGUUUGUAUCUUAACAAGAUCACCCUUAGCUUCACUCCUGUUCAAAGGCUUGGCCACCAAGCACGCAGCUGUCAAAUGAACUAUUCAGGAAAUUAUUGUCUCAAUUAAGGAUAGGAUAAUUUUCGAAUAUUUCAAUGCUAAGAUAAGUUUCGAACCACUUUCGCUUCGUGAUAAAAGUCGAGGAGUUACACAUGGUGAGGCUCUGUUGAAACAAAAGAUUUAUCAAAAGCAUGCAGAACAAGCUAUUGCAUUAUUCACAAGAUGGAGUCGACUCGGAGUAAAGGUAUUUAAACGGAAGUCUUUAUAGGGAUAUUAAUGUUUGCUUUUGAUAACAAAUAUUCAAUG
Molecule: messenger RNA, 2029 nt
Organism: Pocillopora verrucosa
Lineage: Eukaryota; Metazoa; Cnidaria; Anthozoa; Scleractinia; Pocilloporidae
Product: potassium channel subfamily K member 15-like
Biological process (GO): potassium ion transmembrane transport; stabilization of membrane potential
Cellular component (GO): plasma membrane
Molecular function (GO): potassium ion leak channel activity; outward rectifier potassium channel activity
Source: RefSeq, a predicted model, not a curated record